AUGGGAGUUCUGUGCUUGGUGGUGGAUCUUCCGACGCUGCCGCCUCCGCUUCUCGACCCCUUAAAGCAGUGCUUGCUGCACCUAGCGAAUUACUACGCCAUUUCCUCCUCCUCAUCAUCGACAUCUCUCGGAGAUUGCAUUGCUCUGUUCUACAUCCUCUCUUCUCCUUCCCCUGAGCUGAAGGUCGCGUACAGACCGAGCAACAGCGGAGGUUUCAGCUUACACGACUUCCAUCACGCCGUUAAAGGCCUUCCCGUGGACGCCUUCUUCCCUGAUCCUACCUAUACCUGCGGUUUCGGCUCUUCUCUCCUCCCGCUUUCACUCAUUGGACUUCUAAUACUGCUUGCGACAGAUCAGCUCCUCUCCUGGUGGAGCGAUGACAGUGACGCCAUCGCUACGAAAGUAGUAGUUCUGACUUCUUCAUUGCCUCCAGCUGUAGACGCUGACCUUCAUAAGUCUCUCCUGGAUGCAGCAGAUAAGUGCAUUUCAAUUGAGUUCGUGUUUUUCGAGACAAGAUCAAACCAUCUCUACGACAUGCUUGAAAUUAACAAUGCCUUCAGUGAAUCUAUAUCUCAUCUGGAUAAUUGCUCCUUGAGAACUUGUCUCCCAGGUUUAAGCAUCCAUAUUCCCUUCCUCACUUAUCCAAAAAGAUUCUCUCGCGAUUUCGUCAUGACUAUUGAAAAGCUGCCUCUUCAUCAGUUUCUCUGUUGGGAAGCUGCAGAUAAUUGGUACAUGAGCUUUAUAAAGUUCUCAUCAGCUUUAUUAUUAUUUGCAGAAGCCAGAAUAUUGGAUGGUAUGGUGAAGAUAUGGCUACGGGAUUUGAAAGAUGAAACAGAAGAACAAAUUCCAGUAUGUUUUAUCUUCAAGAACAAUCUGCUCGGAUCUGUCAAUCAGAUAUUAUGCAAUUUGUCUAUCCAUGUAGCUCCAAUACUUGACGGUUUCAGUCCUUGUCAGACGUGCAGGUGUCAUGGAAUCAUCUUAAAUGAAGCAGCAGCAUCUAAAACGGCAAGAAUGUGUUGUCCCAUCACAGGGCAUGAUCUUGGAUGUAUUGACGUGGUCGAAAGUUCAGUGAAGAUUGGGGAGAAAAUGUCCCUGUUUUUGCCGGAUUCAUCGAAAUUGAUAAACUGUCAGAAAGUUUCUACUCCUAUAGACUUCAAUGUCACUGAAAGGACCAAUUUGGGAUCUCUGAGUGAAGGAGUAAUGGUUGGAGCUCCUCAUGUGGUGACUCCAGCAGCUGGCCACGAGAUUGGAGAAACUUCAGAUGAAAUGAAUGAGUUAAAUGCUCAACUAUUUCAGGGGGUAUGCAGAGUUCUGCAUUCACUGGAUCAAGGUCUUGUUUGCUACUCAAAAUACAAUGUGGAAGCCAAGAGAAGUGCUCUGUUUCCCUGCUACUAUAUUCUUCAGCCUUCGGAGAAUGGACCAAUGCUUCUUAGGAGGGUAGCUGGGCUAGAGGAAACUUUGCCUGUUCUCAACAUGGAAAAAUAUUUCGGCAGUACAGUGACGAAGGAAAUUGAGAGCUCGGUUCAAGCCUCAAUUCUGAUGGUGGAGUCAAUAGACUAUGAUCCAUUCCUGCAUCCCCGAGGGUUCCAUAAAAAUCUGAACUUGCUUGUGGAGGAAAGCAUACAAUUCAGACCUGCACCCCCUCCAGAGGAGAAGGUGCUUACUUCUGAUCUGAACACAUCCAAUGCAAAUACCAUUCGAUCGAUGGAUUUUGUUGUGGACUUGACCAGAGGAGGAGAAGAAUUAGAAGAAGAAUGGGAACAGUUAGUCGUGAAUGAAGUCCCGUCUGUCGCAGCACAAGCUCAUGCUCCCACCCCUGCUACUGCAAACCAAAGAGGCAGCAAAGAAGCAGCAGCAUCAGCAGCAGAUGAUAAGACAUGGAGGAUACUUGAAAGGCUGGAGGCGCCGGGCUCUAACCGCUUUAUCCAUAAAAAUAUCGACGCAACUGCUACCUCUAACAAGCUCAUAAGACCCAAUUUCCAGAGGCUGAAAAGGAAGCUGAGAUAAGCACUAGAAGAAGUCCUAUUCUUAGCUUUACGUAGGGUCUCCCGGGUCCAUGAUUUAGUUGUCUUGCCAUAGAAGUGCAUCCCCUGCAUGCUCCGCUCCCAUAUACUCAAUAUGUCCAUGAAAAAUGAUUUUUAUUCAAUAAGACUUGGCAAUUUUGAC
Messenger RNA from Punica granatum (pomegranate), 2166 nucleotides. The record is from RefSeq and is a predicted model, not a curated record. NCBI's taxonomy places the organism in Eukaryota, Viridiplantae, Streptophyta, Magnoliopsida, Myrtales, Lythraceae.